AGUAAUACAUCCACUAAAAACAGUUGAUUUCCAACCACUAAAAACUACCAAAACCUGUCACUCUGCAAACCAGAAGGUAGCAGGGAGGAGAGGACCACCGCCAGCGCCACCGCCACCGCUUCAUAUGGCGUUAACAGCCACCUCUCACAUCUCAUCUUUCUCUUUCACCCGAUCACCACCACCACCCCACCGUCUUCUUACCUUUCCAUCACUCUCUAUCUGCACCGCCACCAAUUUCUCCUCCUCUUUAUCACUCCAACACCCUGCUGCUCCCCGCCCUUCAUUCCGCUUCUUCUCCGCUUCCCAUGGCGGCGGCGGCGGUGAAAGGGGUGGCAGUAAUAGUGGCGGCGGGGGCGGUGGUGAUGGAGAUGCUGGGGAUAAAAACAGAGCUGAGGCGAUCAUGGCCCUGGCUGAUUCUGGAAGAUCACUGGAUAGCUUGCCAAAGGACUUGGCCGCCGCAAUCGAGGCAGGGAAGAUUCCGGGGAUGAUAGUUCAUCGGUAUUUCGAGCUGGAGAAGUCGGCGGUUUUCCGGUGGCUGCUCAACUUCGGAGGGUUUAAGGAAAGGUUGCUGGCCGAUGAUCUUUUCUUGACUAAAGUUGGAAUAGAGUGUGGAGUUGGAAUCUUCACUAAGACAGCUGCAGAAUUGGAAAAGCGCAGAGAAAAGUUCUCCAAGGAGCUGGAUUUUGUGUUUGCUGACGUGGUUAUGGCCAUUAUUGCAGAUUUCAUGCUAGUCUGGCUUCCUGCACCAACUGUUUCUGUCCGGCCAUCUCUCGCCAUUGGUGCUGGACCUCUCAACAAGUUCUUCUACAACUGCCCCGAUAACGCAUUUCAGGUAGCAUUGGCUGGUACAUCCUAUUCAUUUUUACAGAGAAUAGGUGCUAUAGUGAGAAAUGGAGCCAAACUGUUUGCAGUUGGCACUGGUGCAUCUUUGGUUGGAACUGGUAUAACGAACGCGUUGAUUAAUGUGAGGAAGGCCUUUGACAAGUCGUUUGCUCUUGAAGCCGAGGACCUCCCGAUACUAGCAACCAGUGCAGCAUAUGGUGUGUAUAUGGCUGUUUCAAGCAACCUUAGGUACCAAAUCCUUGCCGGAGUGAUUGAACAGAGAAUAUUGGAGCCCUUACUACACAACAAAAAGAUUGUGCUGAGUGUGAUAUGUUUUGCAGUCCGAACAGGCAACACCUUUCUAGGGUCAUUAAUGUGGGUCGAUUAUGCACGAUGGGUUGGAAUCCAGAAAGAACGAGAAUAGAAAAGGCGUACAGAAAUUUUGUUCUUCUUAUUGUAAAAAUAUUCAAAGAUAACUAAAAU
This is a messenger RNA of Ipomoea nil (Japanese morning glory), 1305 nucleotides long. RefSeq names its product protein RETICULATA-RELATED 4, chloroplastic-like. Lineage: Eukaryota; Viridiplantae; Streptophyta; Magnoliopsida; Solanales; Convolvulaceae. The transcript is spliced from 8 exons. The record is from RefSeq and is a predicted model, not a curated record. The coding region runs from base 125 to 1246 and encodes 373 amino acids.